UGUCAGUCGUGUAAACGGUCAUGGCGAACAUCUAACUUUCGGGUUACAAAAUAAAAUUAUCAGUGUCAAUAGUUAUGAAUAUCUUUAAAUAAAACGAGGCCGAUAUAAAAAUAUUCCGUCAUGGAGCAAAUGUACCUCAUUGAGAUAUUCAUAGACAAAGUGACGAUAUUCGCAUCUGACGAGGAUGAGAAGAGUGGAGCGAAAAAGAACCUUAUUAUCAAAAUAAAGUUCGGCCCGAAGGUACAGUUUAUCAUCAAAGAGGGCCAGCUGGCUGUUAACGACGAAAACAAGGAUGACAUUAUUGAAUGCGAUGACCAAGGCCGAAGAAAGUGGAGCAGAACCAUCAGAGUCGGUAAAUCUUAUUUAUUCCCAUCCUAUCCAGACACGGUGCUGAUGAUUCUAAGCAAGUUCCCCCUAGAACUAGAGGUAUGGAACGACGACGCAAACGAAGUCGAAAUUUUUGUUGGCAUCGGCUCUAUGCACUGGGAUACCCAUUUCUUCCAUAUGCUGAAAGAAACGUCAGAUGCUUGCAAGCUUCAUGAACCACUUACAAUCAAGCAGAUUACGCCUAUCUUUGCGGAAUGCUGCUGCAGACAAGUUGGCGAGGUUGGCUUCAUAUUGCGAUUGAGUGCGCUGGGUGAAGCUAUUGUAACAGAAUUUCAGCAGUUGAUGAAAGACCCUGACGCAUUUGUCUUUAGAACUGAUAAAGCACCUAGUAUGUUCCAAUGCAAGAGAAUAGAAGGCGAUGAUCCUAACUUCUGCAUGGUUGGCAGUCUUUAUGAAACAACUACUUUAGAAGAUCCAGAUGUAGUAAACAACGCCCAAAAGAAGAUUGAAGUAUGUACUGAGCUGCAAAGCUGUGGUAUGGGACAGAAGGGAGCAGAUUAUAAAUGUGAAAACGAAGACGGCCAAGAAGAGCCGAAGAAGUCUUAUCCCAUUGACAAAAUUCGCAUGGGUGAUAUUACUGGUCCAUGUGGCAAUGCUAACUGCCCACUAGCUCACAAAGUGAGAACGUAUAUAAGAAACCUUGAGGCUUAUAAGAAGGAAGCUUCAGGAGUAUCCGGUACGAAGGAUGUAACAUCAAGAAAAAUAUGUGGUGCAUGUGAUUGCAAAGAUGACAAGUGGCAUCGUGACGAAUGUCCAGAAAUGCAGGGCAAAGACAAGGAGAAAGUAAUGUGUUCUGGCUGUGGAGGUGUCGUCAAUGCUGGAGAGACUUGCGAGGACAAUAAAAGUAAAAUGUAUGGCACCGGGGCUACUCCACGUGGCAGUAAAACAACUAUCGCUUAUGUAUUUAGCGUUACAAAAGUUCCGGAUUACAAAGAGUCUAUGUUUGGGAAAGACUUUGUCGUAGAAAAUUUAACUACAAGUUAUGAUUUCCAAACCGGUGAGUCGAACAAAGCGUCUACAAGUCAAGCGGUAAGGCCAACAGGCGGUUGCUGUUGUGCUAGAAUACAACAAAUGGCAGCAUAUAGAGCGCAAGUAAACAACGUGGCUAGUUCACCAAGCCUAAGAAUGGCUCCCAAAACUGUUGCUUCAACUCCUAGUAUACGUGGUCAAACUUCUAAAAUUUAUAAUGCCGAGGUGAAAACUGCAGGUCCGAAAUAUUCUGUGUAUAACUGUUUACAAAUUGUUGAAGAUACAGACUGCAAAUGCAGCCCGCCUAAACCAUCGCCUCCAUGCAAGACAUUCGAUUGUGACUGUAUCGCUGAGACAGCUAACAUUGCUGCCAGGAAACAACAUAAACCUUAUUGUCCGUCAUUCAAACAUAAAAGCAACUGUCCCGUCACUAUGAAGAAUGAGGAUGAAGAGAAGAAGAAACAGGAUGAUGAUGAAGACGAAGCAGAACCUUUGCCCUACGGCUUACCUCCAAUAAAACUCGGUCCAUGUCCAGUUCUGGGUAGACCUUGCGCUUACCCUGACGGUUUCGCUAAAAUGUACAAAACUGCGGCACUGCCCGCUUUGCCGCCCAGCUACAGUGAUGCGGGUAAAGUGUGUUGUUCUAAGGAAUACGAAAGAAUAAAGAAGGCUAUCAAAGACUACAUGAGGUAUGAGAAAGAUCACGACUACCGUUGUAUAAAUAAAUUUAAUGUCGACACAGAACGAAGAUGUUGCGAUAAAGAGCAGAGACUGCUAUCUCUUAUGGGCAGAGGUUGCUGUGGAGCGCAUAAAUUGGCUAUACAAGAGAAAUUUAAAGAAGAAAAACGUUGAACGCUUACGAUUAUUACCAUUGACAUUUUAUUUUGUAACCCAAAAACAAAUAGUGU
Ostrinia furnacalis (Asian corn borer) is the source of this 2264-nucleotide messenger RNA. RefSeq lists its product as uncharacterized. The record is from RefSeq and is a predicted model, not a curated record. Lineage: Eukaryota; Metazoa; Arthropoda; Insecta; Lepidoptera; Crambidae. The transcript has 2 exons. The coding region runs from base 121 to 2208 and encodes 695 amino acids.